AUGCUCGAUCUCCCCUCUGCCUUUGCUGCUGAUGUUGGGCACAAUGUGGAAUACAACAUUCGUGACCUUGGCACUCGUUCCGUUACCCUCUUCCCUGCACAAGCCCAGGUCAAGCGAGACAUCAAGGAUGUGCCUUUGAAGCCUGGUAUCAACGAAAUAUCCAUCGUUGGCCUGAGUCCUACCGUUGACAAGCACUCUGUCACGGUUGAGGGAAGCGGCGCUGCUACCGUUACUGGUAUAAGUGUCGAAUACCUACCCAAUCGUGAGAUGUUUGAUGAAGUUUACCCUGGCUCGGAUGAUGACGACGAUGAUGACUUCGAAAGCGGAGAUGGUGACCAAGACGAUGAGGAGCCAUCAGAUGAACCGCAGAGCCAGACUCUGUUGGAAGUCAAGAUGAAGCUUAUUGAGCUUCAGGACGAACGGCAGAGGGCCAGGGAGAUUGUCGGCAAUGCCGAUAAUCGUAUCAAGAUUCUCGACGUGUUUUCAAAUUCCCUCGACAAGAGAGAGGGCGUCAACAUUAGUGAGAUGCUCGAAAUCUAUCAGAAAGAGCACACCAAGGCUUUUGAAGAACGAUUGGUUGGUGUGCAGCACGAGAGACAGCUUACAGAAGCGAUCGCCAAUGCCACCAAGGAGCAUUCACGCCUGGCUCGACUUGCAGAGAAGGCCCGGGCAAUAGAAAAUAAGAGCAAGGCCAAAAUCCAAAAAGCCACAAAGAAGAAGCAAGAGCAGCGCAAGAAACUACUUGAGAAGCGUCGCAACGAAAAGCAACGCAUUCGUGAUGAACGAGCUCGAUGCUGGCCUCGAUAUUGCUACACCGUACACAUCCAGCUCGAAGUCCACUCGUCUUAUACGCCGGCCUCGUCUCGUCGAGAGUCCACGUCUAGUGAGUUUGACCUUGUCCAACGGCCCCGGAGUAAGACUGUUGAGAGGGAAGAUAUAUCCUCAUGCCACCUCAUCCUGUCGUAUGUGACGGACUCGGCUUUCUGGACUCCGAGUUAUGAUAUGCAGUUGUCAACCGUUAACUCUAUGGGUACCCUAUGCUUUGAUGCUGGUCUUCACAAUACCACAUCCGAGACUUGGGAGAAUUGCAAGAUCACCUUGUCCACCUCCCAAGCUUCAUCUUCGAGCCUCGAUGAGUCGCAUCCUGUCCUCACACCCUGGCGUAUCAAGCUGGGUAGUAGGAGCUCAGGGCAUGGCUCUAGUGAUGUUCUUGAGAGCAAUGCAGAGCGUCAACAAAAAGCCUUUCCUCGCAGCAAGGGGUUGAAGCCGCCGCAGAGCCACUCCAGACGAAUGGCUUUCGGUAUUGGUGGGAAUGCGUUGGAAGACUAUCAGACACAGCUGAUGUUACUCGAGCAACAGAAUAAGAAACGAUCUAUGAUGGCCAGGCAAGAGAAUGGCGAUGCGCCUCCAGCACCACCUUUCUUCAACCCGGGACGAAACCUAUCGCGAAUGCAACCAGAUCAGAUACAGGAAAGUCAACAGGCAAUAGAGCAGCGCCGGAUGCAAAAGCAGCAGAUGCAAAAGCAGCAGCAGAUGCAACUAAACCCUCCAGCUCUUCAUGGGCAGCCGGUGCUACAACAGCAUGGAGAUUUGGUUGAUUUCGACUUUGACCAGUUCUUACAUGAGCCCAAUCAAGAUGCGGGGACGCCGGAAGCUCAGCCCUCUAUCGAGUUCCAAAACUCACUGGUCGAAGAAACGGGUUUCACAACAACGUUCGAUCUACCUGGUCUCAAGACCCUGGUGCCCAAGUUCACAGUCUCGAAGCAGCGCGUCGCUCGUCUGCAGUUCACCAAUGUCCAGUUCAGUCACACUAUUGUAGCAAAAUAUCAGCCAGUUGCAUAUCUCAAGGCUAAGCUCAAGAACACCAGCAAACUUACCCUCUUCCCCGGACCAGCAAGUUUGACACUUGAUGGUAGCUUCAUGGGUCAGACUAAGAUCCCUCAAUGUAGCUCUGGUGGGAGAUUUACUCUUGGUCUAGGCGUUGACUCGUCGAUCAAAGUCAUAUACCCCAAACCCGAUGUCCGAAGAAGCACGAGCGGCAUGUUCAACAAGGAAGACAGCUCUGUCUAUGUCCGUACUGUCACGGUGCACAACACCCGCGUCACUGCUGAAAAACCGGUUAAUCUGUUGGUUCUGGAUCAAAUUCCCGUUUCCGAGGAUGACCGUUUGCGCGUCGAGCUGUCUACUCCUCGCGGGCUUACAGCCGAGGGACCUAGCCAACCAGCUGGGGCUCCUGGGCGUGAGUCGGCAGAGGAUAAGGAUUGGGGCAAGGCAACAGCAUCCCUGAAGAAGUACGGUCAGAUUUCAUGGGAUGUUUUGCUGAAUGCGGGUAAAGCGGUCAAGUUGCGUCUCGAGUACGCUGUUUCGAUGCCCAGUGGUGAUGUAGCGAAAGAGUGUUGA
Molecule: messenger RNA, 2400 nt
Organism: Fusarium coffeatum
Lineage: Eukaryota; Fungi; Ascomycota; Sordariomycetes; Hypocreales; Nectriaceae
Exons: 2
Coding region: 1-2400 (799 amino acids)
Source: RefSeq, a predicted model, not a curated record